CAUGUGGGACCUGCGUGGUGAGGAAGUGAGAAACCCUCAGAAACUUCACUGACACACCGAGAAGGAAAACGCUUCCAGGGAUGAACGACAACGCACAUUAUCCUCCUCCGGACUUCGGCGUUCCUCAGCCGAACUCCUUCCAGCAGCUGCCCCGGUCCAGCAGCUUCCAGCCCGGCAUGUGGAGCUGGAGCGAGACCCCCACGGAGAGCUCCUCCUGGGGCGAGCAGGCUGGCUGGCCCCCCGGGGCGUCGGGCCAGGCACACGGUCGACCUCACCGUCCAUACGGUCAAAAUGUUGGCCGUGAAUGGCAUCAAGGUGGACAUCACCGUGGGAGACAGAAUCACGGACCUGCCAACGGACAGGGGCAAAAGCAGAGAAAUAAGAAAGAACCAGAGUUUUCCCAUUUCUGUGACACCUGUGAACGAGGCUUCAAAAACCAGGGCAAGUAUGAUGAACACAUGGCGCAACAUGUCAAGUGUUCUGUGCCCGACUGCAGCUUUACAGCUCACGAGAAAAUAGUCAGCAUCCACUGGAGAAAUAACCAUGCACCAGGAACAAAAAGAAUCAAACUGGACACAGCAGAGGAGAUUGCAAAAUGGAAAGAGGAGAGGCGCAAGAACUAUCCAACACUCCAGAAUAUUGAAAAGAAGAAAAAGGUGAUGGUGGCACGGGAGGAGACAGGAGGCGUUCUAGAGACGGCUCAGUUUGGACGAAUGAGAGGCAGAGGACGAGGACGAGGACGAGGACGGGGUCGGGGUCAGGGUCGAGGUCGUGGUCGUGGCUGGGGUAACAGAGGGUUCCAGGAGCAACAACCACAAGACCCUCACCCACCAAACAGCAGAGCUACAGAGAGACCUCCACCAAUCCCACAGCCUGGCAGGGCCGGGGAUCCUCUGGGGGCACUGGCCAGCAGCGACCAUGAUUCUGACAGAGAGGAUCCAGCAGCUGAAUCCAGGACUGGCAGCCUGGUUGUGGCCCCUAAACGGAUGAGCUCAGCUCUGGGCUCCUUGGUGGCAAACUACGGCUCCUCGAGUGACAGUGAAAGUGAUGAAGAACCAGAGUCUGCCCCUAUUCAGAAAGCUAAAGACCUUCUGCAAGAAAACCAGCUUCUUCUGAACACAUUAACACCAGGACACCAGUCGCAGGACAGGGGGCCCCAUACAAGCAUGGAGGUUUCGUCACAAACAAACUCAGCCUUCCUGCCUGACUCUGCUCCGUACACACCUAACGGCCCCAGAGGAAGGGGAGGAAGAGGAGGAAGAGGAGGAAGGGGAAGGGGCGGUAGACACCAUGAUGCGCUGCAGAAGCGUCGUUCUACUCUACUUGAGAUGUUACUCGCUCCAGAUAUCCGCCAUGAGAGAAACGUCCUCCUGCAGUGCGUGCGCUACGUUGUCCGCAAUCACUUCUUCGGCCUGGAGAGCACACCUCAUCUCGGGGAGGGGAACCGAGCCACAGCAGCUGGAGAGCGUCAGAUCACAAAGGCAUCAGAUGAAAUCCGGGCCGUGUCCCAGUCUGCCUCUCUGAGGGGUGGGGAGAGAAUCCCUGACGUUGGCAAUCAGGAGGGUUUAAAAACAAGUAAAUGUGUUGUAGUCGACCCAUAUUUGCCGCAGAACGGUCAGGACCAGGAUUUACUCACCGACCGGGUUCGCUCAGAACAAUCGGACGAUCCUUCCGUGGACUCGGCAGCAACUAGUGAGCAGACUGGAGGAAGUCUCAUCCAAAAUAAUGUCAGCAACGGCCACAGCCUCAGUUUGCAAAUCCCAGAUACAAUCACAUCUGCUGCCAAUCUGUAUGAUGAUGAAAUAUGGGAGAGCCCUGGUGCUGUUUUGUGAACUACUUUCAAAUUACUGUAGAUUUUUGUUAGAAAACACAAAUUUGUGUCAUUUAAAGUUUAUGUUCAUAUGCUUCUGUCCACAGAUAUUAUUGUUGUUGGUAUGACUUAUAUUUUUCAACACACUGUGUACUUAACAGAGACUCUUUUCUUUAUAAAUAAUUAUCCUGUCAAAUUUGUCCUGAUUUUGUUUUUGAACUUUAAUCUCAAUAUACUGUUAUAUUCAAUAAAUCGUUAUUAUUCUA
Messenger RNA from Limanda limanda (common dab), 2076 nucleotides. It is a transcript of the gene nufip1, whose product is annotated as nuclear FMR1 interacting protein 1. NCBI's taxonomy places the organism in Eukaryota, Metazoa, Chordata, Actinopteri, Pleuronectiformes, Pleuronectidae. Gene Ontology annotation, biological process: box C/D snoRNP assembly. Bases 81 to 1832 code for a protein of 583 amino acids. The transcript has 10 exons. The record is from RefSeq and is a predicted model, not a curated record. Gene Ontology annotation, molecular function: RNA binding. Gene Ontology annotation, cellular component: nucleus.